AACUGUGUCCUGAUUAUUACUGAUUUCAAAUCUCUGGCUUGGUGGUAUUGUUGUUCCUCAGGGGAAUUUCAGUGUGCCCAUGGGAGGAAAUGCAUAGACUCAAAACUAGUGUGCGAUGGCAAACCGCAGUGUCAGGAUUUUUCAGAUGAGAGGGACUGCUUCAUUCGCAGCAAGAGCUGCAGCCAUCGCUGUGAUAAUAAAACCCGCUGCAUCCCAGAAAACUUCCUGUGUGACGGAGAGAAAGACUGUGUGGACGGCACGGAUGAAUCUGACUGCGGGUACCCCACAAAGGUGGUGAAGUGUGAGAGUCCUGCGGUGUUGUGUCGUGACGGGUCGCUGUGCAUCCCUCACACCAGUCUCUGUGAUGGGAAGAGAGACUGUCCUGAUGGAUAUGAUGAAACCUUUUGCUUUGACCAUUGUCCAAAUGCAGGUGACUUCCUGUGUGCGGACAGGAGGAAGUGUGUGGCGAGGGAUCUGGUGUGUGACGGUCGCUCUCACUGCACUGACGGCUCAGAUGAGACGGGAUGUCCCACCACUGCUCCUGAAACCGUCUCCACAGCAUUAAAGUGUCGUGUGGGCUCUAAACCCUGUGAGGACGGCCGUGAGUGUGUGCUGUACAGUCAUGUGUGUGAUGGAGAGAUGGACUGUAAAGAUGGAUCAGAUGAACACGGCUGUGAAUAUCGCUGUAAAGCAGAUCAGUUCCAGUGCGCUCAUGGGAGGAUGUGUAUCGACAGAAAGCAGGUGUGUGACGGCACACCUCAGUGUCAGGAUCGCUCUGAUGAACUGGACUGUUUCAGUCGCUCACACGAAUGCAAACAUCAGUGUGAUAAUAAAACUCGCUGCAUCCCAGAGAGCUUCCUCUGUGACGGAGAGAAAGACUGCGUGGACGCCACUGACGAACACAACUGUGCUCCCAUCACUGGCCCAUCUGUCACAGACCAGCCAGUCUGCUUGAGCCCUUCUGUAUUUUGUCAUGAAACCUCCAAAUGCAUCUCACCGUCCCAGCUGUGUGAUGGAAAGACGGACUGUCCCAGUGGAGCCGAUGAGCAGUCUUGUAUAUAUUCAUGUCCAGAUCUAGGCCAGUUUCUGUGCAAGGACAGACGGAAGUGUGUCGAGAGCGCUCUGGUGUGUGACGGUCAUCCACACUGUGCUGACGGCUCAGAUGAGAAACAGUGCCCCACCUGUGCUUUGCUUUGUGACCAGAAGAGUGUUUGCCUGACGAGUCAGCAGAUCUGUGACCGAAAACCAGACUGUAGAGACGGUUCAGAUGAGAACAUCUGCUACACUAGUCGUGUGGCUGCGAGUGCUGCAUUACCACUGAAAUGUCCCUUGGGAUCCAAACCUUGUAGUGAUGGGAAAGAGUGUGUCCUGUACAGCCAUGUGUGUGAUGGAGAGAAAGAUUGCAAAGAUGGGUCUGAUGAGAGGAACUGUGAGCGUAAAUGUAAAAAAGGCCAGUUCCAAUGCGCUCACGGCAAGAAGUGUAUAGACAUGAAGCUUGUGUGUGACGGCACACCUCAGUGUCAGGACCGAUCAGAUGAAAUCAACUGCAUGAAGCUCUCCGAGGAGUGCAGGCACCCGUGUGACAAUAAAACCCGCUGCGUUCCUGAGACCUUCCUCUGUGACGGAGAGAGAGACUGUGCGGAUGGCACUGAUGAAGACAACUGUGUUGUAGAGCCCUGUUCUGGAGAGCGGUUCCAGUGCAGUAACGGUCAGUGUGUGGCGCUGGCUCUCCGCUGUGAUGGGCACGCUGACUGUCGUGAUCACUCGGAUGAGAAGGGCUGUCCUCAGCCCCCACACUGUCCCAUGGAGCAGCGCUGCCCCCAUACACACGAGUGUCUGCUGAAAGAAUGGCUCUGUGACGGAGACCAGGACUGCAGUGAUGGGUUUGAUGAGAGGAACUGCGAGGUGACUGCACAGAAGUGUGGAGAGUUCCAGUGGUCGUGUGCAUCUAAAACUCAAUGCAUUGCGAUGACAUGGAGGUGUGACGGCGUAAAGGACUGUAAAGAUGAGAGUGAUGAAUCUGGAUGUGGUCAAGUGAAAUGCCCGACACACUUGUUCCAGUGUGGAAGUGGGGAGUGUGUGGAGCCAGAUCUGGUGUGUAACGGGGCGUCUGACUGUGCAGACGGCUCUGAUGAGGGUGUGGGGUGUCUGAAGAACAACUGCUCCAGUCCCAGCCGCCCAUCAUGCCAGCACUACUGCAUCAACACUCCACACGGAGCAAGAUGUGGCUGUAAGACUGGUUUCAGGCUUCAGUCUGACGGUUUAACCUGCGAUGACAUAGAUGAAUGUAAAGAGAUUCAGCCUGCUGCCUGCAGUCACAAGUGCCUCAACACACUGGGCUCCUACCUGUGCCAGUGCCACCCUGAGUUUAUACUGGAGCCGGACGGGCACAGCUGCAAGACUGCAGAGGAACCCAGUCUUUUGAUCUCUGAACAGUAUGAGCUGUUAAAUGUGGGUCUGCGAAGCUCCAGUAUUCAAGCCCUCAUCGCACCGGGACGGAUGGCCAUCUUCUCUCUGGACUACGACCGGAGAGAGCAGAGGGUGUACUGGGUCAGUCUGGAGGACCAGAGCAUCAAAUACGCCUUUCACAGAGAAAAGGACAACACUGGAACGAUCGUCAAAGGAGUGAAGUCAGACUCCAUUGCGGUCGACUGGAUGGGAAGGAACCUUUACUGGGUGGACGGUGUUGCUGGGCAGAUUCUAGCUGUGAGAUUGACCAGCAGUAUUGUAAAGGCGCAAAACUACGUAAUCGUUGUGGAAGAGGAUUUGCAUCAGCCUCGCUCGCUUGUGCUGCUGCCUCAGAAGGGGGUAAUGUUCUGGUCCGAGAUCGGAGGUCAGGCACAGAUCGAGCGCUCGGGCAUGGACGGCUCAGACAGGAAGGUGGUGGUCAGCCGCGGUCUGGAGCGGCCGGUCAGCGUGACGGUGGACACACUGACUGACAGACUAUACUGGACUGACGAGAAGCUCCGGUGUAUAGGCUCGGCGACGCUGGAUGGAGAAAACAUAAAGUUGCUGCAGCUGUCGGAGAUGCCCAGUCUGUUCUCUGUGGCGGUGUUUAAUGACAUGGUCUACUGGUCCGACACGCACAGACGAUCUGUUCAAGGGGCCAAUAAACUGACGGGCAAGAACCGCAAAGUUCUUCUCAAGAGACCCGGACAGCCCUUCGACCUCAAAGUUGUGCACGCGCUCUUGCAGCCCAAUGUGUCCGGCCCGUGUGAGGCGCUCCGGUGCUCUCACGUGUGUCUGCUGGCUCCGGGGCCCAGGGCGGUCUGUCGCUGUCCGGCGGGGCUUCUCUUAGCCUCGGACGGCUUCACCUGCACCACACCUGUGGACUCCUCCUCCUCUUUCCUUAUGCUGCUGUCUCCGACCAUGAUUACACAGAUCUUCACUAAGAGCCUCCAGGCAGGAUUGGGGCUGAAGACGUGGCCGGAGCACCGUGCUCUGACUCUGCCGGCCGUGAAUCAAGCUUCAGACUUCGAUCUGCUCCUCAAGGACCGCACCGUCUCUGUAGCUGACGCCGGACGAGGAUCUGUAGCUCAGCUCAAACUCAGCAGCUCUGGGUUCACACCCAUCGGUCACUUGCUUCAGCUCAAAGGAGACCUGCUGACCGCUCUGGCUGUGGACUGGGUCACACGAAACCUCUACUGGAGCAGCGUCAAGAGCCCCCAGCUGUACGUCACGUCCCCCGGAGGGAAAUACACCAGCCUGGUGCUGCAAGCUGAGCUGGAGGGAACGGUCUCCAUCGCCCUGCACCCUCCCACGGGCCGCCUGUGCUUCACCGCAGUGGGACGGAGGGCAGCCCAAACUCUGCCCCAGGUGGACUGCGCUCACAUGGACGGGAACAAUCGCACGCUGCUGUGGAGCAAAGCAAAGAUGCCUGCUUCACUCGCCUUUUCUGAGAAGGGAACAACGCUGUAUUGGGCAGAUGUUGGGAAUGAAAUGAUUAGCUCUGUUAACAUGGACGGCUCUGAUUAUAAGGAGUACAGCACCGGAUCCCCCUUCAUUCUGUCUUUUGCUCGUGUUGAGAACAUCUUCUUCUGGAUCACUCUGGACAACGGUACUGCUCAAGUGUGGUACACGGAUGGUUUCCAGCCCAAACACAUGUGGUUUGAGGUGAAGGCUAAUGUCAUUGAGCUGAAGGCCUACAGCAGGUCCAGUCAGAAAGGGACCAAUGUCUGUUCUGAAAACAACGGGGGCUGCAGUCACCUGUGUCUGGCGUAUCCAGGUGGACGCUCGUGUCGCUGCGCACAGGACUACCUCUCUGUCAACAAAACCAAAUGUGUUUCCAACCUCAAGUGUCCCAUGGGCAGUAAAGCAUGCAGAGACGGCCUCAAGUGCAUCGCUCUGGCCAAGUUCUGUGACCAGAUCCCGGACUGCCAGGACGGCUCGGAUGAGGAGUGUGGCAGUGUGAGAAUCAAACCUGGAGCGGCCCGUCUGCCUGCUCUGGACUCUGCUGUUGGCAGUGAGUCGUGUGAGGCGGAGCGCUGCAGCGGUCACGGGACGUGUGUGAGUGUGGAGGGUGAGGCGGUGUGUGAGUGUGAGGAGGGAUACAGCGGGGAUCUGUGUCAGAACGCCUCCUCCAGCAGCACCGCGCUCGCCAUCACACUCACCUUUCUCUUCGGAGGGGCUCUGAUAGCCGCCGUCAUCCUCAAGAGGAGAAGGGCACAAGCAUCGAGGGAAGAGGCCACAGAAAAACAAACACUUGUGACUGAAGUGGAAGAGUGCACAACCUACUCUCAAAACUUUGCUAAUGAGUUGUACGAUCCUGAUGAGGCUCCGAUUACUCCAGCCAUUACCACAACUGUUAUCAGCUAAUGCACUUUUAUUUAUUUAUUUGGUCUAAUAAAACAUAUUAUUUGCAAUAAA
Carassius auratus (goldfish) is the source of this 4866-nucleotide messenger RNA. RefSeq names its product low-density lipoprotein receptor-related protein 2-like. The transcript is spliced from 24 exons. NCBI's taxonomy places the organism in Eukaryota, Metazoa, Chordata, Actinopteri, Cypriniformes, Cyprinidae. Gene Ontology annotation, cellular component: apical plasma membrane; signaling receptor complex; plasma membrane. Gene Ontology annotation, biological process: receptor-mediated endocytosis. The record is from RefSeq and is a predicted model, not a curated record. Gene Ontology annotation, molecular function: hormone binding; protein binding; calcium ion binding. Bases 640 to 4815 code for a protein of 1391 amino acids.